Molecule: messenger RNA, 6034 nt
Organism: Nezara viridula (southern green stink bug)
Lineage: Eukaryota; Metazoa; Arthropoda; Insecta; Hemiptera; Pentatomidae
Source: the annotation of a GenBank genome assembly
GGGAGAUACUAUUAAUGAGAAGCUUAAUUGCCGACUGUAAUCAUUACGAUAUGUUAUAUAAAACCAGUAAUUAAAUAAUAGUGGCUGCAAUGCUAAUUUACUGUGUUGUCAAAACCAUAUGGUGACAUUAAUGGUUUCAUAGGUACAUAUAACCAUGGCUGAAGUAGUUCCUGAGAAAAAAAACUUAGAACUAAUUUUUAAAAAACUUCGUUCGAUCCCGACUAAUAAGAUUUGCUUUGAUUGUACUGCUAAAAAUCCUACAUGGGCCAGUGUCACAUAUGGUGUUUUCAUAUGCAUUGACUGUUCUGCUGUGCACAGGAGCUUGGGUGUGCAUUUAACUUUUGUUCGAUCCACACAAUUAGACACUAAUUGGACUUGGUUGCAAAUUCGACAGAUGCAACUUGGAGGAAAUGCUAAUGCAGAAUCAUUUUUCCAACAACACAAUUGUCAUACCAAAGAUGCUCAGCAGAAAUAUAAUUCCCGUGCAGCUCAACUGUAUAAGGAAAAACUUCAUGCUGCUUCAGUACAUGCUAUGCAAGCCCAUGGAACAAAGUUGUUUAUAGACUACGAUAUCGACAAUGAUAAUCAUUUGGAAGAAUCGAACAAGGAAUAUGAUUUUUUUGAAGACCAUAGUUUUUCCCAGGAGACUGCAGGUACUACUGAGACAGUGAUCACCAGUAAACUUACUGGUGUUGAAGAUCAUGCUACAUUGGAAAAAAUAGGGCCUUGUGUUUCUAUGAAUGCUUCUACAACUGAUAGAAAACCAACUAUUGGUAUUAGAAAACCUCAAGCCAAAAGAAGUGGAAUUGGCAACAAGAAUCGAUUAAGCUUAGGUGCUCAAAAAUCAAGCACUAACUUUGCUGAUGUUGAAAGAGAAGCUGUAUUAUCUGAAAAACUGAAAGUUCAAGUACAAAAAGAAAACGAAGAGCGCAAAAAAGAAGUUGAUGAAACCCAGAUUGCUUCCAUGAGGCUAGCUUAUGAAGAUAUUAGUCUCAAACAAAAAACAGAAGAGGAUAAAUUGAAGGUAACUGAUCCAAAAAAGGCUGUUCAGUUGGAAAGGCUUGGGAUGGGCCUCGGAUCAAGAGUGGGUAUAUCUCACUCAGCACUUAAUGACAUGAAAACGAUUCAUCAAGAAAAUUCCAAUAAAUUUGGUAAAUCACAUGAUGUUGAAGCUCAUGAUUUUUUUGAUGACUUCGGAUUCUCCUCGAGCAACAACUACAAUCCUUUGUACAAAAGUUCACCACAAUCACAGUCUCGUAUGAUGUCAUCUGGAUCUGAUGACAAUGAAGAUACCAUUAAAACAUUAAUGAACUAUGACAGUAGCUUUUCAUCUCAAACCACUUUUGAUAAUAGCUUUAAAACACAAAACAAUUACAACAGUGGUCAUAAAUCUCAGAACAAUAAUGUAAAAAGGAAUGUUGGUCUUCCAUCUGAAUCAACUACCGUUGCUCAAAAAAAAUUUGGAACUGCUAAAUCUAUAUCAUCUGAUCAAUAUUUUUCUGAUUCCUCUGAAAAUACGUGGGAACAAAAAUCAAAUCUCUCUAGGUUUGAAGGCUCUACAAGUAUAUCAUCAGCUGACUAUUUUGGAAGGAAUGAAAAUGCUCACCAAAGAGGGUAUAUUUCAAGUCAACUACAGGCACCAGAUCUUGAAGAAGUGAGGGAAAGUGUGAAACAAAGUGUCACAAAAGUUGCUGGAAAACUUAGUUCUUUAGCUAGUGGAGUCAUAUCAUCUAUUCAGGACAAAUAUGGAGGUUAUUGAAUUGAAACAGAAAACCAUCUAAAAACUGUCAUUUUUAAUUGAAUGUGUUGGCUCUAAAUGUUGCUUUAGUAGCUCUACAACACAGCCAUUUAUUAUUCCAUACAUCUACAUCCCAUGAAAUGAUACGCGUUAUAUUUAAAUAUUUGUUGAACAUAAUUGUUAGAAUGAUUUUUUUGAAGUUUGAGUAAUUAUUUGUUAGUGUUUUAGAUUGUGUUGGUUAUAUCGUGUUAUAUAAUUAAUUAUUUAUGAAUAAAUAAUUAUUUCUAUGUAUGAAUUUAUUAAAGUUGAUUAUACAUCGUUAUUAAUAAUCUAGAUAAAUAUAAGGAAUGCAUUUUAUUUCAGAUAUAUUUUGUUUUACUUGAUUACAAUAAAUGUAUUUUUUAUUUAAAAAUGUUUUUCUGUUUCUACUAAUAGAUGACUGUAUCUCAUUUUCAAUAAAAUUGUUGUCCAAACCUAAUUUUCAUGAUAUAAAUUAUAAAUUAUGGCCUUAUCAAGAAAUACAAUAUUGCUAUUGUAAAUUAUAUUCAAUGGAAAUAUGUUUACUAUUAUUAUUCUGAAGGAUAGGGGACCUUUCACUAGAGCCCAUGUCAUAUUUCACAAUUAAGUUGUGUUGUUUCCAAAUUAAUAGUUCUUUUUAAGAUUGUAAAGUCUACAGGUACUUAGCCAGUGGGAGAGUUAUUAUGGAAGCUAAAAAUGAAUCUUUAUUAUCAUAAGGAAAUCAAUACUUAUGCAUGAAAUAUAAAUUAAUCACUUAUUUUAAAAAGGGUUUAUUCGUUUUGAAUAGUAAUCGAGUCUAUUCUUUAAAAUGAAACUGAAAAGAAAAAUUAUUAUGAAGUUAUAAGCCCCCUCCAAAGUAUCAAAAUCCCUACUAUAUGUCUGUGAGGAAUAUUUCUUCCUACCUUCUUUCUUUCAGAUGAGAGAUUUUGAAUCAACUUUGUGGAUUAUGUAUAAACUUAAAAAUGGUUGAGGUGUGUCAGAUUAAACCGAUAUAUGAAAGGAAACUUAGUUACCAGUCAAUGACAAAACAAUUAUAUAGAGAAGUGAUUUAAUUUCUUAUCUGAACAGAUUAAAGCUAGGUAAUUUUCCAAUGAUAAAUUUUCACUAAUGAUUUAAUCUUGCAUUUUAAUCCUUAUUUAAUAUACCUGACUCUAAUGAACCAUUAGGGUUAAUUAUCUAAAAAAAACUUUACAUGGUUUUCUAUUAUUAUUUUAUUGCUCUCAAACUAUUUGUUUAACUUCUGUAUUUAUAGUCAUUUUAAAUCUAAGAUAUUUCAUAUCCACAUACUAACAUGCUUGAUAUAAUUGGUAAAUCUUGUUUGCUGUAAAAAAAAAAAAAAAUUGCUUUGUUCUAAUUAAACAUAGGUCACUCAAUAAUAAUUUUGACUGUAAUUUUAGCAGUAUACUCGUCUCUGUGCAAAACUCUUUUCCAUAUUGCUUCUUAGCACUUACCACCUAAAACAUAAAUAAAGCAACAUAAUAAAGUUAAUGUUUUAUUCAUUAUUAUUGGUUGGUAAAUAAACACAAUUUAGUUUCAGUAACCCUAACUAAUUGUUGCAGGAGGGUGUUCCAAUUACUGAAAACUCUAUCCCUCUUCCUUCUCUCAGUUUUCUUUAUUGUUUCUUUUGGCCAGUUCCCGUUAUUGAAAAAUUCUGACUAAAGUUUUUAUUUAGUUACUGAGGAAGUACUGUAUUGUACUUCAGUAGGUCCUAGACCAAUGGAUAACAAGUAAUUAAUGAAGGAAGGUCAACAUUAUAAAAUAAUAAGAAUCUUUUGGAUGCAGAUAUAUAUAUAUAUAUCCACCAUUUAAAAAGGAUGAACAAGAGAUAAUGCUAUUUGAUCCUCAUUGACAUCUUAAAUACAAGUUAAAUGAAACUAACUAAAAUAAAAAAUAUACUGUGACAUUAACUAAAUUUUAAUGUUAUACCAUCAAAUAUUUAAACUCACCCAUAUUGCUCUAAGAUAAUUGUAUAUAAGUUUGUUUUUCAAUAAUUUAAUUUGAAUAUUCGCAUUCAGAAAAGAAAAAAAAUAAUAUUUUGCUAUGUUAAGUAUUUUUAGUUAAAUUUGAAUUUUUUGUUCUACUAUUAUCAACCUAAACUGAGUAUGUUAUCAUUAGAUGGAAUGCUAAUGUAAGUCCUGCAAAUGAAAGUAAGAUUUUAUCUCAAAUAUUUUGAGUACUAAAAUAAAAUAUAUAUUCAGAUAUUUCAAAAAUAUUCAGAUUUCAAAGUUCAGAAAAUUGAAAUGAUCAAAUUUUUUUUGUUUUCCCUAUAAAUAAAUUAAAAUUAUACAAUUUUUUAUGGUUAAUCAAUAAUGUUUUAAAAUGUUGCUUGUUGACAUUUUUUCGUUUUCCAGUUUUUGUUAGGAAACAGUCAUGCCUUAAAAAAAGAAAGAAGAGUAUGGAUUAUAUUUUAUACAGACAACUUUAAAGAUCUAAUUUUCUGGUUAAAAAUAUUAUUAUUUGUUACUAAUUUGUAAAAAAAUAUAUAUAUUACAAUGUUACAUUGGAAUAAAAAUAAAGUUUUAAAGUUCUUUAAUGUUUCAGUAUUUAUUUUUCUUAAUCCAUCAUCAAUAUUAUGAGAAAAAAAGGUGGGAGUAUUUAUGAAUUCUAACACACAUAGGCUAAAAAAUCUGAAAACAAGAACUUUAGUUGAAAAGGAACUGUUAAACAUCAACACAAAAGGGAUUGUUUUUAGUUUAACAAUAUGUGUACUGCAACAAAAAAAAAAAUCAAAUUUUUGCAAUUCUCACUCAGUUUGAUGGUAUAUUAUUAAGAGUCUCAUUCAGAAUUGAAUAACCUGGAAGUCAGGGAAUUUUUUUAAUCUGGAAAAAUCAGAGAAUUUCACAAGGCGACAUGAGCACAGCAAAGUAUUCACGUCCGGACAAUUAGUCUAUGAGCCCCCUGGAUAACCCGUAAACACGGUAAGUAAACGAUCACAUUUAUACCCAAUAUACAAAGCAAAACAUGCCCAGGCCCUAUCAAAAACGGCCAAAUGCUCGAAAGCUUUCUAAAGACUUAGGCAAGGCUCAACUCAAAGCUAUCUUUUGGAACACAGGCGGUUUAACCAAAGAUAAAUUCAAUGAAUUGAAACGAAUAGUGACAGAAAGUGAUGUAGACUUAUGCGCUAUUGUCGAAGCAGGAGUGGCAACUGAAAAACCUGAUAUACACCGAAUUCAUGGAUACCAAACAUAUUUCAUCCCAAGAGCAAGACAAGUUGCAUCUGGUAUUAUGCUGGCUGUUAAGGAAUCCAUCGUUGCGGAUAUGAAAAUUAGGAAACAGCAAGAUGCAAAUGAUAAAUCCGAGGCUCUGGAAGCAAAUUUGUGGUAUGGCAAGUGGCACUUCCGAAUAUUCGUAAUAUAUAGCCCUCCUCAAAACAGACCGGACCUCACAUGGUUGGAAAGGAACUGUAAUGGACAGAGUAUACUAUAUGGAGACCUGAAUGCCCCUUCCACUAUAUGGGGAUAUAAUAACACUGAUACUGUAGGCAGAAUAUUUGAAGAUUUCCUUAACUCAAACCCUGCACAAUAUAUUCGAAAUGAAACAAAACUUCCUACCUUUCAACCUUUCACUGGCAGUACUUCCUGCCCUGAUGUUGUAUUGGCGCACACGUCAAUCUCUGAUAACAUAAAGCAUACCAUACUACCAGCUAUAGCAGGUUUCAGGCACAAUAUCCUUGUGGUUAACUUGAACCUGAAUCAAAAUAAUAAUAGUAAGACCAAGGAACCACAACUGCCACGAUGGAAUUUAAAGAAAGGAGACUGGAAGCUUUUCAGGAAAUUGACAGAUGAACUCAUCACUGAUAAAUUAAUCAUAAAUGGUAAUGUAGAUAAAACAUACACUAAUAUAAAAUGAAAUUUAUAUAGGUGUGCCCUGAAGACUAUUCCCCGAGGAACAAUACGAAAAUGUCGUCCUUUCUGGAAUGAAGAACUGCAAAAGUUAAAAGAAGAAAGAGAUGAUUAUAGAAAAAGAGCUGAGAGCUCCAAAAAUCGUGCAAUGAUAAGUUUACUUAAAAGGAAAACAGCUAUAUUUAAAAGAAAAGUUAUUUCAGCUAAACAAAACUCAUUUAGAACGUUCCUAAAGAAAAUGGACUUUAGAAAAGAUGGAGUUAAGGCACAUGAAUUUCUUUCAAAAAUAAAUAAUAAAUCAAACUUAGCAAAUCAUCCAAUAACAUUCGAUGGGAAAACAAUAAGCAAGCUAAAAUAAAUAGCCAACUCCUUCUGCAAACACUACUCAAAAGUAGGCAAUUACAAGCUAAAAAAAAGAAAACGGAAAUCCAACCAC